CGCACACACCCACAGAGAAUUUCUACUGACCAAUCAACCUGACAGCCAUGUUUUAGACUGUGGGAGGAAACCGGAGUUCAAGUUUAUAAUUUAUACUCUGAUCACCGAUGGCAAAUUGUCAGUCUUGUUUCACGAACACGAUGGAGUCGAGGUGCCGAUGUCUCAGGAUGUCAAGUUUGCAGGACGUAAAGUGACAAAAACGUCCUCCCAGAGGGACGGACCAGACUCCAUGUGUCCAGACUGAAGACUCUGGUCUGUAUGUGUGUGAAAUGAAGACGGACGAAAACUUCGGCUCUGCAGCAGCUGAGCUGGUCGUAUCUGGGUUUUGGAAAAGAGACCGUCUUCCCCUAAUAAGAGGAAACAGAUGUGCUGUCCUAGGACGUUCACAAACAGGAUGGGAGAGAAAACUUAUGUCUGUUUACUACGAGGUCGAAUUCUUUGGUGUUUUCUAUGAGGUAAGAAAAACAUUAAAAUCUUGAGAAAACAAAACUGGUAUUUGGGAUGUUAUUGAAUCGCUCAAGCAGGAAAAUGAGCAAAGUCUAGGUGAAAAAUAAAUCUCUUUUUGGCAACUAAGAUCUUUGUUCAAAUGUAUAGAAAGGGAGGAACUGGGAGAGAUUCCAGAUGUAAUUGGCAUGAGAACAUCCUGUUUUGAGAGUGACCUUUUACUCUCUCUGCUCUCUGACCUUUGCUCUCUCUUUCUCUUUAUCUUUGGUUUUGAAUAGGCCACUCAUCCUAUCCAAGUAAUUUGAAACUGCUGAGCGGUUUAGAAGCAGAGGACACACCUUCAAUGCAUAUAUUAAAAUUAGGACAACACCUCUUAAUAAAAGUCUCCACUUCCCAGCAGCAAGCCGGACUGCUUCGUUUUGCAGCCACACAAGCAGUUGGGCAGUUGCUUUUUCUCUUAUAUUUGUAUUUUGUUCAUUUUUCUACUUUUCUCAGAUAUGUUUGAAGUUGAAUGGCGUUUCCACUGUCUACAUGCGGAACUCUGGAUUCAGGAGACUAGAGGAAAGCAACUAGCAAAGAAGCUUAACAUUUUAUUCCUUUAAAAUUUAACACUAGUUUUAGGUAAAUAUAGUUGGAAGAAAUCAGCGUCAAGAUGGAGGAAAAKAUGGAGGAUCAUCGCAGACUGCUGGGUUUUACCCGGACACCGAAGAUCAUCUUACACCGGAUAGAUCCCCAUCAAUGCUGCGUGUGUAAACAGGACGGGGUUCACAAUGAGCUCGGCAACCAGGAGGGGAACUCCACUGUAAAACAAGAGGAACCAGAACAUCAACAGCUCAAAGAGAAGCAACUCUGCAUCAGUCAGGAUGAAGAGCAGCUUGUGCUAAAACAGGAGACUGAUGACAUUUUGGUGAAUCCUUCUACUGUGCAGAGAAUUCACAAAGAAACAGAACCACAGAGGAACCAACUAAUCUCUCAUGGUUCUUCUGAAGAUGACAAUCAGGAUCAGGAAGGAAGCAAAUCUGAGGACUCGGGAAUAAAGAGAGAUAAAAAACAGGAAAGUCAGAGAUAUCGGAGAACCAAACAGCAGAAAGGUAAAACUGAGAGUUCAAAACAGAAAACACACAAGAAAGCUCAUCCAGACCAAAAACAAUAUUCUUGUAAARUCKGUGRUGAAGCCUUUUCUCACAGCAGUUCCUUGACAACACACAUGAGAACUCAUUCAGACAAGAAACUGUUCACAUGUUCAACUUGUGGAAAAAGUUUCACAAGCAAAUCAAACUUAUUUCGUCACAUGAUGAUUCACACAGGAGAGAAGCCUUUUUCAUGUGUGACUUGUGGAAAACGUUUCAUAACUAAAGCUUAUUUACUUCGUCACAUGAAGAUUCACACAGGAGAGAGGCCUUUUUCAUGUGUCACUUGURGAAAAAGUUUCAUAACCAAAGCUGAGUUACUUUAUCACAUGAGACGUCACACAGGAGAGAAGCCUUUUUCAUGUGUGACUUGUGGACACAGUUUCAUAACCAAAGCUGAAUUACUUCAUCACAUGAGACGUCACACAGGAGAGAAGCCUUUCUCAUGUGGGACRUGUGGAAAAAGUUUCAGAGUCAAAUAUCAUUUACUUCGUCACAUGAUGAUUCACACAGGAGAGAAGCUUUUUUCAUGUGCAACUUGUGGAAAAGGUUUCAUAACCAAAGCUGAGUUACUUCAGCACAUGAGACGUCACACAGGAGAGAGGCCUUUUUCAUGUGUGACUUGUGGAAAAAGUUUCAUAGCCAAAGCUUAUUUACUUCGUCACAUAAUGAUUCACACAGGAGAGAAGCCUUUUUCAUGUGUGACUUGUGGAAAAAGUUUCAUAACCAAAGCUGAGUUACUUUGUCACAUGAGACGUCACACAGGAGAGAAACCUUUUUCAUGUGUGACCUGUGGAAAAAAAUUCACAUGCAAAUCUCAGUUAGUUGUUCACAUGAGGAUUCAUAGUUUUGAGCUGCAGACUGUAACUCACUGCUGGCUGGUGAGCAAGUAA
Messenger RNA from Poecilia reticulata (guppy), 2467 nucleotides. Lineage: Eukaryota; Metazoa; Chordata; Actinopteri; Cyprinodontiformes; Poeciliidae. The record is from RefSeq and is a predicted model, not a curated record.